UGUGUGUGAUGACCUGACAGAGGAAAAUGGAGUGGUUCACACUGACGUCAAACAUCGCGAGAAUCUCAUGUGCUAGAAGGAAACAUGGCGGCGUUAGCAGUAGUUGAAACUCCUUCAGGCAAAGAUGUCAUAGCCGAAGGUCUUUUUGAACUCUUGAAACCCGCAGUGCAACAGCUCGACCUACAUGUGCAUUCAGUAAGAGAGAGCCAAGUGGAGCUUCGGGAGCAUAUUGACAAUUUGGCUACAGAAUUGUGUAGAAUCAACGAACACCAGAAGGUGGCGCUCGACUUAGACCCAUAUGUCAAGAAACUGCUGAAUGCGCGACGCAGAGUGGUACUGGUCAACAACAUUCUUCAGAAUGCACAGGAGCGCUUGCGACGGCUCAACCACAAUGUUGCCAAGGAAACGGCACGCAGGAAGACCAUGCUAGAGACGUCUGGUGCUUUCACACCUCGCUCUCCCAGCAAGCCCUGAUGCAGUUUCCCUUCUCACCUCCAAAGACUGAGAUUGCACCAUAAUUACCCUUUCUUGAGUUUGUAAACUCCCCAUAGGCUCCCGUGGAGCUCUCUGAUGCUUUAGCAAGGUGUUACUUGACAUUCAUGGGCCACUAAAGGGCGGCUGACACACAGAAUUGUGACCCUGGAAUGUGUCGCAAGUUUGUGUUGUAAUGAGAUCAGCCACAUAUUGACUGGCCACCCGGUCAGAGCAUGUGUGGCUGUUAGAUGAUCAUCUUUUAAGAAACUGUGUCAUAGCUGAUUCAAACUGUAUUUCCAUGACCUUAGAGAUGGCCAAAUUAUACCUCAUCAUAUGGGAUAUUAUAUUUUGCCACAAGAGGGAGUUGUGAACAACUAAAUGCUCUGUUAAUGGCUAUUGUUAUCUCUUGGCAGCUUGUUUAAUAAUACUGAUUAACUUAAUAAUUCAGGUUGUGCAUGAUGUACAAAAAUGUUAAGCCUGUGUCCUAUGUGUGUGAAACACUCUUACUUGCACAUUAAAUACAGCCUUGGUUUGUAUAGAUUUGUUAACAAUGACAUUUUCACGUUGUAACCUGGGUUAGACCUCUGUAAAAAAUAGUACAAGACUUGACUCACGCAUGCAUUGUGUUUGCUUCUGGGCAGUGCUCAACAGGAGUGUUUAUUUUCAGCUGCUCGCUCUGCUUUCAAGCUGGCGUUUUGCUCUCCUGCCCGACAUUAAUUACUUAUUAGUCAGGCUUGUGUUUUUACACCAUGCCGCCAGGCUUUCGCAUGCCUGUGCCCACUUCAGCUGCCCAAGUCUUGUUUAAGGUGUGAAGGUACACAUGUCAGUUAGGGUGGGAAGAAAAUGGAGGAUAAAGAAGCAGUGAUAUAAAUAUUGCACAAUAAAAGUAUUUCUUGACCGUAAA
Molecule: messenger RNA, 1378 nt
Organism: Clupea harengus (Atlantic herring)
Lineage: Eukaryota; Metazoa; Chordata; Actinopteri; Clupeiformes; Clupeidae
Gene: snapin
Product: SNAP associated protein
Biological process (GO): synaptic vesicle exocytosis; regulation of synaptic vesicle exocytosis; intracellular protein transport
Cellular component (GO): BLOC-1 complex; synaptic vesicle; BORC complex
Molecular function (GO): SNARE binding
Source: RefSeq, a predicted model, not a curated record